Molecule: messenger RNA, 515 nt
Organism: Osmia lignaria (orchard mason bee)
Lineage: Eukaryota; Metazoa; Arthropoda; Insecta; Hymenoptera; Megachilidae
Gene: robl
Product: dynein light chain roadblock
Biological process (GO): microtubule-based movement
Cellular component (GO): cytoplasmic dynein complex
Source: RefSeq, a predicted model, not a curated record
UCUUUUCCAUGGUUUUGUGUAUCUAGGCAGCAUUAACCCCAAAAUAUUGAUGUCACUUUUUGCUUCCUUUAAUUCAGAUUAGUACAAAAUACACAAACAGCUAUUAGUUGGCUGAAUUUAACCGAUAUUUUUAAAUGUUAAAUUCGCUCUAAAUUCUAAUUAUCAAUUUUAUAAUUAAUAUUACACUUAAAUCAAUAUAAGAUAGCAGAUUUAAAAAAUGGCACAAGAAGUCGAGGAAACCAUGAAACGUAUUCAGUCACAUAAAGGAGUAGUUGGAACAAUUGUAGUCAAUGCAGAAGGUAUUCCAAUCAAAUCUACAUUGGACAAUACUACAACAGUUCAGUAUGCAGGAUUGAUAAGUCAGUUGUCAGAUAAAGCAAGAUCUGUGGUAAGAGAUUUGGAUCCAACAAAUGAUCUUACAUUUUUACGUAUUCGAAGCAAAAAACAUGAAAUUAUGGUUGCUCCAGACAAAGAAUUUAUACUCAUUGUAAUACAAAAUCCAGUUGACUGAUAUC